This is a messenger RNA of Durusdinium trenchii, 1183 nucleotides long. The record is from the annotation of a GenBank genome assembly. NCBI's taxonomy places the organism in Eukaryota, Dinophyceae, Suessiales, Symbiodiniaceae.
GUAUGGGGUCUUGAGCUGUCGACCUUUCUGUCCAGUUCCAAUGCGCCAUGAUCAUAUUGUUCGGCUUGCUGGCCAGUGCAUCUGCACAAGGGCACAUUUGGUCAGCCAAAUUAUGCCCAGAGCUAUACGAUGCCAACGGUAUCUGGAAGGGCUCGUUGAUGGUUGGAGGGAAUUACACCCUCUACUGUGCACCAGGCUUUGAAGUUUCUGGUCAGCCAGGUGGUAGCAGUAGGUCAAUGACCUGCCCUGACAGCCUCAUGUGGCCAUCAGAACUGUACUGCAAGAAUAUUGAUGACUGCGCCAAGCUUAAGCAUGGCUGUGGAGCUUUAGGUCUUUGUUUAGACCUCAUCGGAAGCUACGAUUGCAAUUGUGAAAAUGGUUUCUUCCAACGCCAUAUGCUGGAUGGUGAGAUCGUUUGUGGGCCCGAGGGCAUUGAUGAGCAGAUCUGCCGCGGCUACACAUGCGGAGCAUAUGGGGUUUGCAUCGACCUUGUGGGCAAUGGCACAGGCUACGAGUCUGUGAAGGCUCGCUCUUUGGAUGAGGGAACCUUCCGCUGCGAGUGCCGAGAUGGCUUCUUUGACAACGGCACCAGCUGUGAACACCAGGACUGUGGUGCUAAAACCGAUGCUCUGGGCGAAUGGCAAGGGAACACAAAGUUUGGUGGAGAGUACACCUUGCGCUGUCCCCUUGGUUCGUUUGUUUCGAGCGGGGCACUGCGAGAGAUCACCAUCUCGUGUCCCGCAAAUGGGCAAUGGCUGGAAACCAAUUUGCUCUGCGUGAGUCCCUCAGAUGAGGAGACCAAAAGUCGAAUGGCCACCAUGGAGAUUUGGUUUGACAUGUCAGCAGUGCUGCUUUGUGUCCUUUCAGCCGCUUUGGCUGCUGGGCUGACGCUGGGUUUGGCAACGUUGGAGCCUUUUGGCCUACAGGUAAUCCUGGCAGCGCGGCCAGAGGACUGUGUGACACAAGAGGAGAGAAGCAAGUUAAAGCUAGAACAGCAGUGCGCAUCUCGAAUUUUGCCACUAGUCAAGGACCACUGCUGGCCAUGACAUGCAGAGUUAAACUUGCUAGUCCUUGACUAUUUCCAAUUUCUAUAUACAACCAGCUUUCUGGAGAGUUUUAAGUUUGCAGCAGCAAAGUCAUGGAAUUUGCUUAUGUUCAAAUGUCGAGACCAACCAACAGUGCC